AUGGCUUUGGAACCGGAAGAACACUUCAAGACGCCCGAAUGGGUUUCGAGGUUGGAGAAUAAACACAAAAAAUUUCAUAAAUUAGCUCAUGAAGUUGGAUCUGGUUCAAGUUGUUUAAAAUGUGGAGAUGCUUGCCCUGGCUUGGAUUUACAUUUUUGGAGAAAGGUGUGUAGGAAUUGUAAAUGUAAAAGAGAAGAACAUAAUAUUGUAGAUGAAGAUCAGUAUAAACAGUUAGAUAUUUUAUUCAACGAUUCAAAAUCGAAUUACCAACCAAUAAAAGCAGUGUUGAAUAUGAUUAUUAAACCUGAUGACCAGUUUGUCAAAAAACGAGAAACUGAUCAAAAUCAAAAUGAAUUUAAAUUUGAUUGGGUCCCACCAAAUGUUCAUAAAGAUCUGGCUUCAGAAUACAUGCAGUUGUUACCAUCUGACAAAUUACCUAUUAGUGGUAGUGAAGGUGCUUUUUACAGACGCAAACAGCUUGAAAAACAAGUUCCUUUACAUGAUUUUAAUGCAAACGUUUGUCAUAAUCUUACCAUUGAAGAAGCUGAUGCUAUGGGUUCUUAUUUGAAAAAUUUAAAAGAGAAUGCUGUUGGUCAAGGCUUGGUCAAAAAACUUACUGAUAACACUAAUAAUCCAAUUCCACUGUUUAAAAAUAUGAAUUUAACACCCAAACCAUUUAAAAAAACUUAUAACCAAAAAUUUGAAGAAGAAGAGGAAUUUCCACCUCCUCCUCCGGAACUUUUGUAUCCGUUGUCUAACUCUGAAUUGAAGACACCAAGCACAUUUAUUGGGAACAAAAGCUAUUCUGGAAGUAACAAACCAGACGUCAAUAUGUUAGACACUGUCAACAACAAUCCAGCUGAAUGUGACACACAAGUUAUUACUUCACCAUGGCCAACUUCAAACAUAGCUGUAUCAGAAACUUUACCCCAGCAACAGACAAAUUUCUCCUCAAAUAUUCAGAAUGAUAAUUACACACCUACGCUGAAUGAUAAGGAUAUUGGUGAAUCAUUAAAAAAUCUUCCCUGGGAAGGUUCAAACGAAUUCCCAACAUCUAAUGCUGAUAUAUGUAUAUUACCGGACGGACAAGAAUUGCGUUGUAAGCAAUGUAAUAAGAAUGUAAUACCAGGUCAAGUUGCUGUGAUGGCUGAACGCACUGGUAAAGAAGUAUUUUGGCAUCCACAGUGUUUUGUUUGUGCCACAUGCGAAGAACUAUUAGUUGAUCUAGUGUACUUUUACUAUAGUGGGAAUGUUUAUUGUGGUAGACAUUAUGCUGAAAUCUUAAAUAUACCACGAUGUAAUGCUUGUGAUGAGUUGAUAUUUUUGAAAGAGUAUACAAUUGCUGAGGACCAUACCUAUCAUGUUCGACAUUUUUGUUGUUUUGAGUGUGACAAACCAUUAGCUGGAUUAGAAUAUGUGUCGAUUGAAAAACAACCUGCGUGUUUGGAUUGUUAUCAAAUAAAAUAUGGAAAAAAAUGCGAAACCUGUCAAAAUAUUAUAGUGGCUGGCGAUAAUAGGAUUGGUUGGCAAGAGUUGAGCUGGCAUGAGUCUCCGGCAUGUUUUAAAUGUUAUCAGUGUUACACAUCGCUUUUAGGUAAAAAGUUCACGGUAAAAAAAGAAAAGCGGCCCUUGUGUAGCAGAGAAUGUGUAAUAGCUUUUAACAAUUCUACAGAACUUUAA
Macrosiphum euphorbiae (potato aphid) is the source of this 1680-nucleotide messenger RNA. Lineage: Eukaryota; Metazoa; Arthropoda; Insecta; Hemiptera; Aphididae. The record is from the annotation of a GenBank genome assembly.